Messenger RNA from Moesziomyces antarcticus, 3408 nucleotides. Its product is annotated as multisite-specific tRNA:cytosine-C(5)-methyltransferase. The transcript is spliced from 2 exons. Gene Ontology annotation, molecular function: tRNA (cytidine-N5)-methyltransferase activity; tRNA binding; orotate phosphoribosyltransferase activity. Gene Ontology annotation, biological process: tRNA methylation; pyrimidine nucleotide biosynthetic process. Bases 1 to 3408 code for a protein of 1135 amino acids. Gene Ontology annotation, cellular component: cytoplasm; nucleus. Lineage: Eukaryota; Fungi; Basidiomycota; Ustilaginomycetes; Ustilaginales; Ustilaginaceae. The record is from RefSeq and is a predicted model, not a curated record.
AUGGCUCGAGGAGGAAACCGCGGAGGCGGUCGUGGCGGCGGAGGUCGUGGUCGUGGUCGCGGCGGAGGAGGCCGUGGCCGUGGAGGUGGCCGUGGCGGCGGAGGACGCGGAGGAGGCCACAACGGUGCUCCCAGGCAGUCCUACAGUCACGGCGACCAGAAGAACGCCCGUCUCGAGGCUUACUACAUCGACCAGGGCAUCCUCGACCCUUCCGAAUGGGCCACCUUCAUGGACUACCUCCGUACGCCCCUCCCCACCACCUUCCGCCUCACCGCAGGCAAGGAGACCACCCCACAGCUCCUCAAGGCGCUCCAGGACAUCUACAUCCCCUUCCUCUCCAACGUCACCUUCGACGGCGAAAAGGUAGACCCACCCAAGCAGCUGCCCUGGUACCCCGACGGCCUCGGAUGGCACCUCAACACAAAGAAGACCGUCAUCCGCAAGUCGCCCGAGUUCAAGCGCUUCCACCAGUUCCUCGUACACGAAACCGACGUCGGCUCCAUCAGCCGUCAGGAGGCCGUCUCCAUGCUCCCGCCCCUCUUCCUCGACGUACAGCCUCACCACCUCGUCCUCGACAUGUGCGCCGCUCCCGGAUCCAAGACCGCACAGCUCAUCGAGUCGCUCCACUCGCCCUUCACCUCGGGCCCCAGCACCUACAACCCCAUGCCCACCGGUCUCGUCAUCGCCAACGACUCCGACACCAAGCGCGCCCAUAUGCUCGUCCACCAGUCCCAGCGCCUCCCCUCGCCCAACCUGCUGGUCACCAACCUCGAUGCGUCCAACUACCAGUCCAUCCAGGUCCCUUACAAGAGUGCCGACGAGGGUGCCGAGGUCGUCCAGACUGCCAUGCAGUACGACCGCAUCCUGGCCGACGUCCCUUGCUCCGGUGACGGCACCAUCCGCAAGAACGUCCCCAUCUGGAAGGAGUGGACGCCCAACAACGCCGUCGGUCUCCAUGCGCUCCAGCUCAAGAUCCUCAUCCGCGGCCUCAACCAGCUCCGCGACGGAGGCCGUCUCGUCUACUCGACGUGCUCCAUGAACCCCAUCGAGAACGAGUCGGUCGUGGCCGAGGCCCUCCGUCGCUUCGAGGGCAAGGUGCGCAUCGUCGACUGCAGCUCGCGUCUGCCCGAGCUCGUUCGCCGCCCCGGUCUCACCACCUGGAGGGCCGCUCCCGGCCGUGGCGCCCACCUCUUUGGCAAGUCCAAGUACGCAAAGCAGAAGGCGGCCAAGUCGGCUGCCGCCGAUGCCGCCGCUGCGGACGGCGAGGGCGACAUCGUCGAUGCCGACAUGAAGGAUGCCGAGGGCGAAGUGGAUGAGGCCAUCGUCGACGUCGAGGACGCCGAGAACGAAGCUGCCAACGGUGGCGCUCCCGCUGCACCGGAGCCCGAGAUCGGCUCGGCAGAGUACCGCGACCGUCUGCCCGAGAUCGCCUGGAUCGACAACUGGGACCAGCUCAACGAGCUCGAUGCCGACCUCGCCUCGCGCACGCCCAAGUCCAUCUGGCCCCAGGGCGACGAGGAGCAGCUCGGCACCCAGCACUGUAUGCGCCUCUACCCGCACCUCCAGGACACCGGCGGCUUCUUCGUCGCCCUCCUCGAGAAGGUCGGCAACCCGAACGACGAGGGCAUGGCCGCCGGCAUGAUCCGUGCCAUGGACCACCUCGACGCCCACCGACCCGACGGCGAGUCGCUCACCAACGCCGUCAAGCGCGAGCUCUCGCCCGAGGCCGACGCAGACGGUGCCCAGCCAGCCGCCAAGAAGCUCAAGGAGGACGACGGCUCGGGUGUCUCGACGCCCCUCGAUGCUUCCGCAGCCGAUGCCACCGAGGCCGUUUCGGGCGACAGCGUCAAGGAGGACAAGCAUGCUGCGGAUCGCGCGCGCAAGGCGGCACAGCAGAAGGCAGUCGCUGAUGGCCACGGCGUUCCAGGCGGUCUGCCUUACAAGGAGGAUCCAUUUGCAUACAUCCCUCCCUCGAACGACCAGGUGCAGGCGUGCAAGAAGUUCUUUGACCUCAAGGACACGUUCCCGCUGCGCAACCUGCUGGUGCGCAACGAGGAUCACCAGCCUCUGCGGUCCGUCUACCUCACCUCCACCACCGCGCGAGCCGUCAUCACCGGCGGCGGUCCCGGCCGCGGCAACCACCCGCACAUGAACCCCAUCACGCUCCGACUCAUCAACUGCGGCAUCAAGAGUCUCGGCCGCCAGGACGCCGGCCGCGACGGCACGCUCGAGUGCAAGUGGAGGAUCAUCUCGGACGGUCUCUUGUCCAUCCGCCCGCACAUCGAGGAGCGCGCCGUGCUCAAGGCGCACCUCAAGGAUCUCGCCUUCCUGAUUGCCGGCCACUACCCCAUCCUCGACAACGUGCCUGGCGAGUUCGGCGAGCUGCUCAAGAGCAAGAAGAUGGGCAGCUACGUGAUCGACGUGCUGCCCUCCGAGCACGAGGGCAGGAAGCUCGACUACAAACUCAGCUUCCCCAUCUGGAGGGCCGUCAACAGCGUCAACCUCAUGCUCGACAAGCAGGAGAAGAGCGCGCUUUCGUUCCGCAUCUUUGACACGGAUCUUUCGAGUGCCGACGGUGGACGACAGUUCUCGUCGCAGCCAUCCAAGAAGGCGACCAAGGCAGCCAAGGACGCCGAGAUGCAGCAAUCGGAUGCCGAGGAUGCCGCGCGUGCGGCCCUGGCCAGCGCCAACGGUUCCACCGCCCCCGCAGUCAAGGUUGAGCUCGCCGCAUACCAGUCCGAAUACAUCCAGCUUGCGCUCGACAGCGCUAUCCUCAAGUUCGACGGACCGUACACGCUCAAGUCCGGUCGAUUGAGUCCGUACUUCUUCAAUGCCGGCCUGUUCAACACGGGUGCCAAGGUUGCCAAGGUGGCCGAGUGUUAUGCCAAGCGUAUUGUCGAGUCGGGCGUCAAGUUCGAUGUGCUCUUUGGUCCUGCCUACAAGGGGAUCCCUCUUGCUGCUGCUACGGCCAUGGCGCUGCAGCUGAACCACGGGAUCGACGUCGGAUUCUGCUUCAACAGGAAGGAAGCCAAGACGCACGGAGAGGGUGGAUCGCUGGUGGGUGCCGAGCUCAAGGGCCGUGUGCUCAUCCUCGACGAUGUCAUCACCGCAGGCACUGCCAUCAACGAGGCCAUGGACAUCUUGGCUUCUCAACCAGCCGCUGAACUGGCCGGUGUGGUCAUUGCACUCGAUCGCCAGGAAAAGUCGCAGAAGGACGGCGUUCCCGGUACCACUUCCGCCAUCACAGAGGUCGAGAAGAGGUACAACACCACCGUCUUCUCCGUCGUCACCCUCGACCAGAUCAUCGAGUUCAUGAACCGAGACAACGAGCGCUACGGCGACAAGAUCGCACAGAUGGUCGCUUACCGAGCAGAGUACGGAACCUCGCAACUCGCAAAGUCGUCAUGA